AUGAGUAUAGAUCUUGGUAAGGUCUUAUUAAGAUCUUGGCACUUUUGGGAUCUUGGCUUUAUCUUACCAAGAUCUCAGCAAGAUCCCAUUGGUAUUGUGGGUCGUACUGGAGCUGGUAAGUCAUUUCUCAUUGGGGCAUUGUUUAGACUAGCUGAACCAGGUGGUAGUAUUAAAAUUGAUGGAGUAGAACUCACUCAACUGGGACUCCAUGAUGUUAGGAGUAAUAUGUCAAUUAUUUCACAAGUUCCACUAAAGAAUGUAAUUGAUAGUCUUAAAGGAAGAUUGGAGAGUAGUGUAAGUGAAGGAGGUGCCAACUUUACUGUGGGACAAAGGCAAUUGCUCUGUUUAGCCAGAGCUCUCCUUCAAAACAACAAUAUUAUCAUAUUAGAUGAAGCCACUGCUAAUGUAAAUUUGGAGACUGAUGCUAUUAUUCAGCAAGUGAUACGACAACAGUUCUCUGGUAGUACUGUCUUAAUUAUUGCUCAUAGACUUGUUACUGUCAUGGAUUACAGUAUGAUUAUGGUACUGAGAUCAGGUCAACUGGUAGAGUUUGAUGUCCCUCAUUUGCUCCUGAAUAAUUCCUCAUCAUAUCUCAGUAAACCAGUUAAACAAACGGGAUCAAUUAAUGCUACUAAAUUGAGAAAUAUUGCCUUUGAAUCAUACCAUAAGCAUAAUCAAGGGCAAUCAUAUUUAGUCAUUCAUAUUUUGUAUAAUGACAAUAGAUUUUAA
Messenger RNA from Amphimedon queenslandica, 729 nucleotides. Its product is annotated as multidrug resistance-associated protein 4-like. The transcript is spliced from 5 exons. Gene Ontology annotation, biological process: transmembrane transport. The record is from RefSeq and is a predicted model, not a curated record. NCBI's taxonomy places the organism in Eukaryota, Metazoa, Porifera, Demospongiae, Haplosclerida, Niphatidae. Gene Ontology annotation, molecular function: ATPase-coupled transmembrane transporter activity; ATP hydrolysis activity; ATP binding. Gene Ontology annotation, cellular component: membrane. The coding region runs from base 1 to 729 and encodes 242 amino acids.